This is a messenger RNA of Epinephelus moara (kelp grouper), 910 nucleotides long. RefSeq lists its product as uncharacterized. NCBI's taxonomy places the organism in Eukaryota, Metazoa, Chordata, Actinopteri, Perciformes, Serranidae. The transcript is spliced from 3 exons. The record is from RefSeq and is a predicted model, not a curated record. The coding region runs from base 112 to 621 and encodes 169 amino acids.
UGGCUCCAGCUCCGCAACUGGUCUGUGCUGCUUAACAACUACUUUUUCACGUCACUUGGCAGCACGGAGGCCAAGGACUUGGUGAGAUACGUUCGUCGGGUGUGGUCCGAGAUGGGCUUCCCAGGUUCCCCCAGCCACCUUGACCUCAGGACGGCUGUCUCGACAUAUAACUUUCAACAAAACGACGACGAGAUGCGUAAGAACCUCUCCUCAUUCAUGUGCCACAGUGCCGAGACCCAGGAGAGGUUCUACGCUCUACACAAGACUGUUCAGAGAGCGAUACAAAUGAGGGACAUGUUUGUGUGGCUCUCACUGAGAGAGGAAGAGGCAGGUCCCUCAUCAGCUGCCUCCUCCUCCGCUGCCGCCUCCUCCUCAUUGGCUGCCUCCUCCUCCUCCUCCUCCUCAUCAGCUGCCUCCACCUCCGCUGCAGCCUCCUCCUCAUCCGCGGCCUCCUCCUCCGCUGCAGCCUCCAACUCCGCUUCUGAGGGCAGAGUUUUCUCACCAAAGAAGCCCAGGCUCACCACACAGGCCUUGGCCAAAAAGGUGAAGGAGAAGGUGGGCUUCUCCCAGCGAAAGAUGGACAAGGCGAGGAGGGCCCUUGUCAUGUUGAAGAAAAUAUAGUUUGUGUUUAGUGCGUGUUGUGUGUUUUUGUUCUUUGUUCAAUUGUUCAUAUUUAAAGUUCCAAAUUGUUCAUAUUGUCGAUUGUUGAUUGUUGAUUGUUGAUUGUUGAUUGUUUACAUUUAUGUUGUGUUUAUAACACAAAAAUGUGUAGUAUCAGACUGGUUCAUCCUAAAACCUGAUUGAUAUUUCUCUAAAAUAUUGUUUCUAUUUAAAAAAUCAUUCACUUGGUUAAAAAACAGUUUCUCUAAAAUCGUACUAAAAGACGGUAAGUAGGAUACAGGUCGGUAAU